Thamnophis sirtalis is the source of this 369-nucleotide messenger RNA. NCBI's taxonomy places the organism in Eukaryota, Metazoa, Chordata, Lepidosauria, Squamata, Natricidae. The record is from RefSeq and is a predicted model, not a curated record.
AUGACAACGUGUCAUCACGAGUUUGAUACCUCUGAGAGGACCUGCCAAGAGGCAAAGGAAAAUGGCCAUCUGGCCUCCAUCAAAGACGUGGAAGGGGCAGCGAAGCUGUCCAAGUACCUCCGUGAAAACUCGAUACUACACUUUGAUGUCUGGAUCGGAAUGAGGCUUUCAAAGAUAAACAAUAAAUGGGAGUGGAGUGAUGGCUCCAAUGUCACCUACGUAUCCUGGGAAAAAGGACAACCGGACAACUUUUUGAAACUGGAGUUCUGUGCUGUGGUGACAGGAAACUCACGAAAAAUUGUUGAAGAUGAUGGAUUCGAAUGUGAUAAUGAAGAGCUGAUAAAAGCAGUAACACCAGAAGAGGAGUAA